GAAAGAAUUGCGCAGAUAACGAAAAACGAUCAGUACCAUAUCUUGCCUCGCGUGAUAAUUCGUCAACUUUUCUCGUCCACGCUAUCGUCCUCCAUCGUCCUUCGUCGUCUGUCCGUCUCCUAGUGAACUCUCAGAUUAUGGCGAACGAGACUGAGCCUCUCUGUCAGCAAGGAGUGGAUACGAAAGAGGAUCAUCAAACCUACAAGAUACAUAAUCCGGACGACUUCGAUCGUAUCACCAAAGGGAUCAAAGUUGCGCGAUGCAUGCAACUGCCGUCUCCCUAUGGUAAGCUCGCUUCCCAGGAGCUUACGCGACACAUGGGUCGCUCUAUUUCGGAGGAGGAUUAAUGACGAGAGACAAGAUUUAUUAUCGAUAAAUUAUGUAGCGCGUAUAUUCUUUCCCGAUGGUUAAAUUGCGUAGGCGAAUGUUAAUGUUGGUUUUAGCAUUCCACGUUUUAGACGGGAUGAAUAGACAGAAACAGGCCUCUCGAUGGAGAGGAAGAGAAACAAUAGAAGAAGCGAGAGUGCCUGAUAGCGAACAAGAAUUGUGUCAACUAGUAGUAUCAGACUCUUUGUGUUGUUCUCACUGUAAUGCUGAGUUUGAGGAUAAGCCACAACAGAGACUCCAUUAUAAACUGGAUUGGCAUCGUUAUAAUCUUAAGCAAAAUCUGAAUGGCUUGAAAUCAAUUACUGAAGACAGCUUUAACAGGAUUGUCGGCGAAGGCGACAUGUCUAGUCUGUCUGGUAGCGAGGCAGAGUCCGAAAAUGAGGACGAUGCUGGUACUUCGGAGACUAGGACCUCAUCUAACGAGCAAACCAAGAACGAGUCAGCUAGUAAAAGCGGUUCCAACAAAUCUAGAAAGACGUCGGAAAGACGAGGGAGAGCAAUUGAAUCAGACAUUUCGGACACCGACUGCGAGGAAGUGUCCAAGGAGCGGAAGCUGCAGGUUGUUGCUAGUCGUCACACUAAAGUGUUCUUUGAGAACGACGACGGCAAUAUAUUUAGUAUCUACCGAUGCUUAUUACAUCACAAGAAGGACAUUCCGGAGAAAGACAGUGAGAUGAUCUCUCAGGCACUCGACAGUGGCAAAAUGUCAAAGUGGACGGUUAUCAUGGUCGGCGGUGGACACUUUGCUGCGGCUGUAUUUCAAAAUGGCGAGCCUAUUGUGCAUAAGACUUUCCAUUCUUAUACUGUACGAGCGAAACAAGGCUUUGCUCAGAAUUCUCGCACGAAUGCUAAUCACGCGAAGAGUGCUGGUGCCAGCUUGCGAAGAUAUAAUGAAGCGUCGCUUAUUCAGCAUGUGCAAGAGAUACUGGAAUCAUGGUCGAUGCAUAUCAACAAUUCGGCGGCUGUUUUGUAUCGAGCAGUCGGACCGCAUAAUCGUAUGGUUCUCUUUGGUGGCAAGAAUCCUCCUUUAGAUAAGAAUAAUUUUAGAAUAAGACCACUGCCGUUUCCCACGCGUAGAGCCACGUUUAGAGAAGUCAAGAGAGUAUAUGAUAUAGUAAGCACCAUGGAGAUUUAUGGUUCAGCAGCAGAUUUUACCGACUGUUUUCCCAAUUCUCCGCGACAACCCAUACGCAAGAAAGUUUCGAAACCGGAGAUAAUGAGCGAAAUACCAGAAGGAGAUGUCGCUGCCGAAUGUAAUUCUAACAUAGGUAGUAUCGGUAGUCCUCAGGAGAACGAUAAAUUUAAAACGCCAGCACAGUCUACGCCAGAAAAGCAGCACCGAAAUUCCCGUCAUAUAGAUAGAGCGAAACCAAGGAAAAGUCCGAAUCGACCGCUACCAGAUAUUAUUGUAAGACUAGCUCAAUCAUCCUCCGAGUCGGAAAUGGAUGCACAACUUCCUCUGGAUAUACCUUUGAUUGAACAAAUUGUUGAAGUAAAUUUUUCCGAGAAUUUACAAGCUUUUCAGGAUACAGUGCCAAGAUAUAUGAAGAAUAAGAAAGCUAAUCGACAGAAGAAAAAGGUGAAAAAGGAUGCCCAGAUAAUCAAUGAAGCAUUGUUGGAUGCUAGAACCAAACUGUGGACUGCAUGUAAGCAAGGCGAUAACGAUCUAUUGUCUUCAGUGAUCGAUGGUCUGUUGAGUAAAAUUAAAGAGUGCGAGGAAGAACAGAAUAAGAAAGAUAUUGCGGUCAAUGACACGUCUAAUGAUACUUCUGUAAACACGGAUGACGUAACAAAAUUGGUUAAUGAUACCAAUGAGGACGGCAAUACGAUGUUACAUUUAGCGGCACUUGGUGGACAUUGCGAACAAGUAUGGUUGUUGCUAGAAAUCGGAUCUGAUCCUUGUAAUAAGAAUAAAAAGCUGCAAACACCUUAUGCUGCUGCUAAUGAUAAAAAGACUAGAAAUACAUUUAGAAGAUUUAUGGAAGUUAAUCCGGACAAGUUUAAUUAUCAAAAAUCUCAAAUACCUGGACCGCUUAGCGAUGAGAUAGAGCAAGCGGAGAUCGAAAAGAAGAGGCAGCAACGGAAAUUGAAACGUUUUAAGGAAAAAAUCAAGAGAAAGGAAUUUGAAAUAAAAAAACAGGAGGAAAACGAAAAACAGAGAUUUCUUAAUCUUAGCGACAAAGAAAAGAGAGCAUUAAUCGCGCAGAAUCGGAUGUUAAGCGAAGGAUACACUGUAAUCUCGCGAUGCUUCCAAUGCGCCAUUGAUAUGACCAACAAGGAGCCUUUUGAGUACAACGCUAAUCGCUUCUGUUCAAUGCCGUGUCUCAAAGAGCACCGUCUUCACAAUAAAUUUGUUAUCUGAUGGUGUAUUAUGUCUAGCUAGAAAAGUUUUUUUAUUGUAAUUGUGUAUUCGUGUUGUCGAUAUCAGUCAUGAUUAUUAUUAUUGAUUUAUAGUGAAAAGAAAACAGCAUUUAUACAUAGAAAAUUCUUACCGAAUUAACUUAUAACAACUAUUAUGAAAUUUGUCACAAUAAUGGAAAACAAAGAAAUGUUAUCAUUUACAUGCUUUUUUUGAAAAGGUAUAGAAAGGAAGGAAAAAUAGUGUUUUAUAAUAAAUCACAAAUCUUUAAAAAAAUAUUAAUGACAAAAAGAUUUCUUUUCUAAAGGGCUGCGAAUAAAGAUUUUAUAU
This is a messenger RNA of Camponotus floridanus (Florida carpenter ant), 3076 nucleotides long. RefSeq names its product ankyrin repeat and zinc finger domain-containing protein 1-like. Gene Ontology annotation, molecular function: protein binding. The record is from RefSeq and is a predicted model, not a curated record. Bases 404 to 2749 code for a protein of 781 amino acids. The transcript has 12 exons. NCBI's taxonomy places the organism in Eukaryota, Metazoa, Arthropoda, Insecta, Hymenoptera, Formicidae.